Molecule: messenger RNA, 2353 nt
Organism: Sarcophilus harrisii (Tasmanian devil)
Lineage: Eukaryota; Metazoa; Chordata; Mammalia; Dasyuromorphia; Dasyuridae
Gene: GTPBP4
Product: GTP binding protein 4
Exons: 17
Coding region: 427-2331 (634 amino acids)
Biological process (GO): ribosomal large subunit biogenesis
Cellular component (GO): nucleolus
Molecular function (GO): RNA binding; GTPase activity; GTP binding
Source: RefSeq, a predicted model, not a curated record
AUCGACGACAGUUAAUUCCGGGAUCUGUAGGCGGAAGGUUUUAUUCUUUAAUCAUCCCGCACCCUCUCGGUGUUCCUCCCCCUACUUAUGAAGAGGGAGGUGGGAUUAUAACUAAAGUCGACGACAGUUAAUUCCGGGAUCUGUAGGCGGAAGGCUUUAUUCUUUAAUCAUCCCGCACCCUCUCGGUGUCCGGCUGACUCUAGGAUCACGCCGAGUCAGCUAGCACGCACCAGGUGGCGCCGCAACCACAGGAAGCACUCGGAGAGGCCCUCCGCCGGAAGUGCUUUCUGUUGGGCUCACGCGCCUGCGCAGCUCGUUUCUCCGACACAUCCUCUGCAUCAGCGGAAGUCGCGUGUUGUCCCGUCUCUGUAUUCAUUUCCCGUGAGACCUACUUCCGGCUCUUCAGGCCGCGAGCCGGCUGGCGACAUGGCGUUGUACAACUUCAAGAAGAUUAUGGUGGUCCCCACCGCCAAGGACUUCAUAGACCUGACGUUAUCAAAGACUCAACGAAAGACUCCAACAGUCAUUCAUAAACAUUAUCAAAUUCACCGUAUUAGACAUUUUUACAUGAGGAAAGUUAAAUAUACUCAGCAGAAUUAUCAUGAUAGACUCAGCCAGAUUUUGACUGACUUCCCCAAAUUAGAUGAUAUCCAUCCAUUUUAUGCUGAUUUGAUGAAUGUUCUUUAUGACAAGGAUCAUUAUAAGUUGGCCUUAGGACAAAUUAAUAUUGCUAAAAAUCUAGUGGACAAUGUUGCCAAAGAUUAUGUUCGGCUUAUGAAAUAUGGGGAUUCUUUAUACCGCUGCAAGCAGCUCAAACGUGCAGCUCUGGGCCGUAUGUGCACAAUUAUCAAGAGACAGAAACAGAGUCUAGAAUAUCUGGAACAAGUGCGUCAGCAUUUAUCCCGUCUGCCAACUAUUGACCCAAAUACUCGGACUCUGCUUCUGUGUGGGUAUCCAAAUGUUGGAAAAUCCAGUUUUAUUAAUAAGGUGACAAGAGCAGAUGUGGAUGUGCAGCCUUAUGCCUUUACAACCAAAUCUUUGUUUGUAGGACACAUGGAUUAUAGAUAUUUGCGUUGGCAGGUGGUUGACACUCCAGGGAUUCUGGACCAUCCUCUGGAAGAUAGGAACACUAUUGAAAUGCAGGCUAUAACAGCAUUAGCCCACCUUCGUGCUGCUGUGCUGUAUGUCAUGGAUGUGUCUGAACAGUGUGGUCAUAAUCUGGAAGAACAGCUGAAACUCUUUAAAAAUAUUAAACCACUUUUUGCUAAUAAGCCUCUUAUAAUUGUAGCAAAUAAAUGUGAUGUGAAGAGAAUAUCUGAACUUCCAGAAGAUGACCAGAAAAUAUUUGCAGAUUUGGAAGCUGAAGGACUUCCUGUUAUAGAGACAAGCACCCUGACUGAAGAAGGUGUUAUUAAAGUUAAAACAGAGGCUUGUGAUAGACUUUUGACUCAUCGAGUUGAAACCAAAAUGAAAGGAAAUAAAGUGAAUGAUGUGCUAAACAGGUUGCAUUUAGCAGUACCAAGCAAAAGAGAUGAUAAGGAGAGGCCACCAUUCAUUCCUGAAGGGGUGAUAGCACGUAAGAAAAGAAUGGAAAUUGAUGCACCCAAAAAGAAAAGGGAACGAGAUCUUGAGCUGGAAAUGGGAGAUGAUUACAUUUUGGAUCUGCAGAAAUAUUGGGAUCUAAUGAAUUCAUCUGAAAAAUAUGAUAAAAUACCAGAAAUUUGGGAAGGCCAUAACAUAGCUGAUUAUAUUGAUCCAGACAUCAUGGAGAAAUUGAAAGAGUUAGAGAAGGAGGAAGAACUAAGAGAAGCUGCUGGAGAAUAUGACAGUGAAUCAGAAACUGAAGAUGAAGAAAUGAUGGAAAUCCACCAGUUGGCAAAACAAAUUCGUGAGAAAAAGAAAUUGAAAAUUCUGCAAUCUAAAGAGAAAGAUACAUCAGGACCCAGAAUGCCUCGUACUGCUAAAAAGGUUCAGCGGAAAACGUUGGAGAAUGAGAUGCGCAACCUUGGUAUUGACAUGGAUGAUAAAGAUGAUAGCCAUUAUGCCAACCAGGCAAGAAGAGCUCGAAGUGUUACAAGGAAACGUAAGCGUGAAGAGUCUGUUCCUCCCAUUUCUAAAAGCCGAAGUCGCAGUUGCUCACGUCCACCACGUGAUGUUUCUGGCCUGAGAGAUGCCAAGAUGGUGAAGAAGGCUAAAACCAUUAUGAAGAAGGCUCAGAAGAAGAUGAAUCGCUUGGGAAGAAAAGGAGAAGCUGAUAGACAUGUGUUUGAUAUGAAACCAAAACAUUUAUUGUCUGGCAAGAGGAAAUCUGGUACAAAAGACAGAAGAUAAAAAAUACCCUGUUGAAUUUAAA